Messenger RNA from Betta splendens (Siamese fighting fish), 2537 nucleotides. RefSeq names its product protein arginine methyltransferase 5 (gene prmt5). NCBI's taxonomy places the organism in Eukaryota, Metazoa, Chordata, Actinopteri, Anabantiformes, Osphronemidae. Gene Ontology annotation, biological process: peptidyl-arginine N-methylation; regulation of DNA-templated transcription. The coding region runs from base 105 to 2000 and encodes 631 amino acids. Gene Ontology annotation, cellular component: cytosol; nucleus. The record is from RefSeq and is a predicted model, not a curated record. The transcript has 16 exons.
UAAAAGCAGUGUGCGCGCUACUUUAGAUCCAAGAUGGCGUCCAUUUCUUCAAUAAGACAGCUCGUUGAGGUGGUCCUUGUCAACCCAUUCCGUCAGCUAAAAUCAUGGCGUCUGCCAGUACGGGGAGCAGGGUGUCCUGCGGGAGAGAUAUGAAUAACGUACCGGAGGUUGCCGACACGCUAGCCGCGGUUGCCAAACUUGGAUUCGACUUCCUAUGUAUGCCCCUGUUCCACCCGAGGUUCACAAGAGAGUAUGAGUUGGAACCCGCCAAAUCCCGAGCCGGUGCCCAGACCCGGUCAGAUCUGCUGCUGUGUGGAAGAGACUGGAAUACUCUCAUUGUUGGAAAGCUCUCUCCAUGGAUAGAUGCAGACUCAGAAAUUGAGACGAAACGCAGAAACUCUGAAGCUGCUCUGGCACAGGAACUUAACUUUUCAGCCUACUUGGGUCUACCUGUCUUUAUGAUCCCACUGCGUGGAGCUCAUAAUGCCAACUUAGCCCGCUUGCUGCUAAACCACAUCCACACUGGACACCACACCUCAAAUUUCUGGAUACGUGUCCCAUUGAUGGCAUUAGAAGACAUGCAGGAUGAUCUGAUUGAGAAUGAGCCCAACACAUGCGAUGAUGACUCUAGUGUUGAUGAGAAGACCUGGAGCUGGUGGCACUCAUUUAGAACCCUUUGUGAUUACAACAAGAGGAUUUAUCUAGCUAUUGAAGUUGGAGCAGACAUACCGUCUGACGUGGUGAUGGAUAAGUGGCUUGGAGAACCUAUCAAAGCAGCCAUACUUCCUACUAGCAUCUUCCUUACUAAUAAGAAGGGCUUCCCAGUUUUGUCAAAGGCCCAUCAGCGAAUAGUUUUCCGGCUUUUUAAGCUGGAAGCUCAGUUCAUCUUCACAGGCACCAGUCGGCACACUGAGAAGGACUUUCGAUCAUACCUGCAGUACCUGGAAUACCUUAACCAAAAUCGCCCUGCUCCCAAUUCCUAUGAACUGUUUGCUAAAGGCUAUGAAGACUACCUGCAGUCCCCUCUCCAGCCUCUCAUGGACAACCUGGAGUCUCAGACAUAUGAAGUGUUUGAGAAGGAUCCUGUUAAAUAUUCACAGUACCAACAGGCUGUGUAUAAAUGUCUACUUGACAGAGUUCCAGAGGAGCAGAAAGACACCAAUGUCCAGGUAUUGAUGGUGUUAGGAGCAGGUAGGGGCCCCCUGGUCAAUGCAUCUCUCCGUGCUGCCAGACAGGCAGACCGGAAGCUGAGGGUAUAUGCAGUGGAGAAAAAUCCCAAUGCUGUAGUCACGCUGGAGAAUUGGCGCUUUGAAGAGUGGGGUGAUCAGGUGACAGUGGUGUCAUGUGACAUGCGAGAGUGGGUAGCACCUGAGAAAGCAGACAUCAUCAUCAGCGAGCUCCUCGGAUCAUUUGGCGACAAUGAACUCUCUCCUGAGUGCUUAGAUGGAGCACAGCACUUUCUGAAAGAUGACGGAGUGAGCAUUCCCUGUUCCUACACGUCUUUUGUUGCGCCGUUGUCGUCUUCCAAGCUUUACAAUGAAGUGCGAGGGUGCAGGGAACGUGACAAGGACCCCGAGUGCCAUUUUGAGACACCAUAUGUAGUGCGCCUCCAUAACUUCCACCAGUUGGCUGAUCCCAAACCUUGCUUUACCUUCACACAUCCUACAAAGGAUAUGAACAACAAUCGGUAUCAGUGCCUCAGAUUCCCUGUGGGUUGUAACUCUGUGCUUCACGGUUUUGCUGGCUACUUUGAGACCACGCUGUACAAAGAUGUCACACUUAGUAUAAAACCAGACACGCAUUCCCCUGGAAUGUUUUCCUGGUUCCCCAUCUUGUUCCCUCUCAAACAACCCAUCGCUGUUUCCCGGGAUGAAGAUAUCACAGUUCGAUUCUGGCGAUGCAACAAUGGGAAGAAAGUUUGGUAUGAAUGGGCUGUGACUGAGCCCACGUGCUCUGCCAUCCACAACCCUGCAGGACGCUCCUAUACCAUUGGCCUGUAAAGAUGCUUUGUGUCACGCCUAUCGACAGGCAGGCGCUUGCAUUUCUCAAAGCAGGUGACGAAGAGGCGGACUUUGUUUUUGCAUAGUUAAAAGAUGAAUAUGUGUUGUUAGCACUUAAAGUCAGCAAGGUGAGGGUUGUAGAGAACGGAUGUUAGCACUGAAGAUGGAAAAAGACGAUUCAAUAAAUCAGACUUUGUUCAGGACUUGCUUAUAAUUCCGGUUCAGCAGACUCUCGCCUGCAAAUGUUUUUGUUUUUUUGGUUUUUUUUCCUUUCUUUCUUUGUAGUCAAGAUUCAUUUAAACAGCUCAAUACGUGUGUGGUUCCCACUAAUGCUCUGGCACAAAGUCAUUCAAACACAACCUAUGCCUUAUCAAACACACAUUCCAUACUGGAAAAACAACCUUCUUUGUAUGUGAGUAGCACAUUGUUUUUCGGGACUCUUCUUCAUACUGUUUUUUUUUUGUUUGUUUGUUUGUUUGUUUUUAAGUUUCUGUAUUGUUGAACCAUGCCAAUUAAAAACAACACUGUAAUGUUCUC